Molecule: messenger RNA, 999 nt
Organism: Stylonychia lemnae
Lineage: Eukaryota; Ciliophora; Spirotrichea; Sporadotrichida; Oxytrichidae
Source: the annotation of a GenBank genome assembly
AUGCUAAAGCUUUAUACAAAGGAAUGGAAAGAUUUUAUUUAAAAAUUAGAGGUCAUCAAGACCAAGUCUAACAGAGAAGUCUUGUGUAUUCAUUGCUGGUAAAUGCUUAACUGCAAACAAAAAAUAAAACAUUUGAAAAAGACCCCCGAUCACGAGAAAUAUUUAUUAACAUCUACUAAAUAUGCUAGCGAAAAGCAAAUUAUUGCACUCGCUAAAGCUUAAAACAAAUUCGUCACACAGAAGGACGGAGAAUUUAUAGUUACUCCUUUCGGUCCUUUAAAUAGAUAAUUUAGGGAUACGAUCAGUUUGUUUAACGGAGAAGACCAGAAUGAGAUGAAAGUGCUAAACAUCGAUAUAAACCAGUAGACUUAUAGGUAACCAUCUACGGCUACCCCAAUUAAAUAUGAUCAACCACUCAACUAGUAAAACCUCUUUGGACUUGACUCAGCGCAAGCACUCCUCAAAUAAAAUAUCUUUUUGCCGGUUAGUCAAAAUCUCAACUAAGAAUCCUCAACUCAAGAUAUUCUUUCUCAGCUUAAUGCUAAAUUGGAUUCUAUAGUGAAAGUAUUAUAGAUGCUGGUAUAAUAAGACCUACUUGUAAACUAGAAUCUCUCUCAUUUAAAUUAAAAUUUCUAAGCUCUGACGCAAUUGCAAAUUAGCGGUAGAUUCAAUCCACACUAAAUAAACCAUGAAAUGCAGAACCCACUACAAUCAGCUUCAUAAUUCCCGUAGUAUUAUCUAUAGGGAUCAUUCCAGUCACCAUUAGCCUAAAUAGGGUCCAGAAACUAAUAAAUAUCUUUGUUAGGUAGUAAGUAGCAAUAUAAGUCCUAUAUAAUUCAACCAUUUUAGGCAAGAUAGGAACAAUCAACAAUCAACUUCCUUAGUUAAAUGACAGCCUUAAACAAUAAAAGACACACUCAGUGGUUAGUGAUGACUCUAAGACCUAAUGUAAUUAUAUAUAACAUUUUAACAGUCAAACUUAGAAUACAAUCCAUAUGA